Molecule: messenger RNA, 3772 nt
Organism: Culex quinquefasciatus (southern house mosquito)
Lineage: Eukaryota; Metazoa; Arthropoda; Insecta; Diptera; Culicidae
Gene: neo
Exons: 5
Coding region: 22-2340 (772 amino acids)
Source: RefSeq, a predicted model, not a curated record
UCCGCAGAACUCCACUCCAAGAUGCUGCCAAGAUCGUUACACUCGACGCUGCUAGCGUGUCUGCUGCUGGCGUCCGCGCUCAGUAUAGAGGGCGCCAAGCGACGUUCCCGACUGGACCUGCCCAUCUCGAAGCCUGCGGAGGCCCCACUCGAGGAUAACCUGGCGACGGCAUCGGGCGGCUCGGAUCCGGCGUACGACCGGGCCGAACCACCGGCCGCAGUUGUGGCGACGUCGGCGGCACCCGCUGCCGCGCCCAGCUCGACGGAGGUGGACACGGCCAACAGUUCCGGCAGCGGAAGCUCCGAAAACAGCUCGCAGAUGAUCGACGAGUACACCGACGAGGACUGCGAUCCGGACUUUGUGGCGUUCGAGCUGGUUACCGGCUACGUCUUUUCCGCGCCGAACAAACUGCUCGACUCGAUCCCCGGAACGCUGAUGCUGACCGACUGUCUGGAGGCCUGCCAGAGCAACGAUUCCUGCUCGUCCGUCAACUACGAAACCGGCCUCUGCGUGCUGUUCUCGUCCAACUCUGACAAAUUGCCAGGUGCCCUCACCAAGUCCCAGUUCCCGGUGUUUACGAUCUACGCCCAAAAGUCCUGCCUGAAGCUGCGUCCGUGCGAGCGCGCCUGGUGCAUCGACCGCGUCCAGGGCUACAAGCUGAACGGCCACGUCAAGCGUACCGCCACCGUCCUGAACCGCCGCGACUGUCUCGAGAUGUGCCUGGGCGAGAACGAGUUCACCUGCCGGUCUGCCAACUACUACCAGUCGACCAACACUUGCGAGCUGUCCGACAUGGACCGUAUCACGCUGGCCGGAUCGAGUGCCUUCGCCGCGACCGACGGAUCGGACUACCUGGAGAACAACUGCGCCGAGGAGCCAACCAAGCUGUGCGAGUUCAAGCGUAUGUCGGGCCGCAUUCUGAAGACCGUGGAUUCCGUGUACCAGGAGGUGCCCAGCGUGGACGAGUGCCGUGAACUGUGCCUGAGCUCGCCCUACCGUUGCCACUCGUACGACUACGGAGAUACCGGAGACAUGGUGUGCCGUCUGUCCCACCACAGCCGUGCCACUCUUGCCGACAUUCAGGAUCCCUAUCUGGACGUGCCGGAAGCCGCCACCUAUGAACUGAGCUCGUGCUACAACGUUUCGAUCGAGUGCCGCGCCGGAGACAUGAUCGCCAAGAUCCGCACCUCGAAGCUGUUUGACGGAAAGGUCUACGCCAAGGGAGCCCCCAACUCGUGCUCGGUCGAUGUCAAGAGUGCUCUGGAGUUUGAACUGCGCAUGGGAUACCAGGAUAUCGAUUGCAACGUGCGCCAGAACGGACUGGGACGCUACCUGAACGACGUUGUCAUCCAGCACCACGAUACGAUCGUUACCUCGUCGGAUUUGGGACUUGCCGUCACCUGCCAGUAUGACCUGACCAACAAGACUGUGUCCAACGACGUUGACCUGGACGUUACCGGAGACAUCGAACCUGCCCUGUCCGAGGAGGUCGUGGUCGACUCACCGAACGUAGUCAUGAAGAUCACCUCUCGCGACGGCUCGGACAUGAUGCGCACCGCCGAGGUCGGAGAUCCCCUGGCCCUCCGUUUCGAGAUCCUCGACCAGCAGUCCCCCUACGAGAUCUUUGUCCGCGAGCUGGUUGCCAUGGACGGAGUCGACAGCAGCGAAAUCACCCUCAUCAAUGCCCGCGGAUGCCCGACCGAUCACUUCAUCAUGGGACCGAUCUACAAGAGUGCCGGAUCCGGAAAGAUUCUGCUGUCGCACUUUGACGCCUUCAAGUUCCCCUCCUCGGAGAUGGUUCAGUUCCGCGCCCUCGUCACCCCGUGCAUGCCCACGUGCGAGCCCGUCCAGUGCGACCAGGAUGACUUUGCCGCCGGCGAGCUGCGCUCGAUCGUGUCGUACGGACGCAAGCGCCGCUCGGUGAACGCCACCGCCGACUUUAGCCUGCGCCGCGAACGUCGCGAAACCACCCACCAGGCGCCCCAGGACGACAUGCUGCUGGUGCAGUCCAUCCAGAUCACCGACAAGUUCGGCUUCGAGAAGCAGCAGCAGGCCAAGCCCAAGAUCAGCAGCAGCGAGACCGUGUUCGUCGCGUCGUCCGACGCCCAGGGCAUCUGCGUCAACGGACUGGGACUCAUCGUGGCCGCGGCCGUCUUCCUGCUCGGCCAGCUCGCCGUCAUCGCCAUCUGGACGUUCCUGUGGCAGCGCCGCCGGAAGCAGCGCCAGUUCGAGGGCGCCUCGAUGGGCUCGUCGGUGAUGCCCAGCCCCACGAUGACCGCCAGCCGAGGGGACUCGAUGUGCAAGCUGUACGACAGCGGCUACGCCGGAAGGCACUUUUAAGGAUCCUACCGCUCUGAACACUGUCUUCUUCCCCCUUCCAAAACAACAAGGCUGAUCUACUAAUUUUCCCGCGCUGCACCACCUUUUUCUCUCGAACGAAAUCUGACCCGCUUUCCUUUCCCGAGUUGUCUCGUAAUGUUUAGGAUUAGGAUUGUCGCUCCGUUUUUGGCGGAGGGACGCGCAAAGAAUCGAACGCAACGGAACUGCCAUUUAAUGGUCUAAUUUUUGUUUUAUAAAAUCGUUUCGUCCCCAUUAAGCAAAAACAACAACAAAAACAGUAUCGGCACAUUCAAUACGAGACCAGUACCGGGAUGUUUUUGAGGACAUCCCUCGCGCGCCUUCAGUUUUACACAGACAUACACAAUUCAUAACCUAUUUAUGUAAUCUGCCGAAAUAGUUGUAUUCUCCCUUUCCUAAGAGUAGCAAAGUAGUGUUUGCCACACUCUAACUCUUUACUUAGAAGAAAAGAAACCUAACUUAUUUUUUACAUACACACACACACAAACACAUUCCCAAAAUACACACACACACACACACACACAAUCAAGAAGGGGAGAAUAGGACGACUGGAGUAUAGACGCAAUUUAAGCCCAAUUGUAAAACCUUUACGAGAGAGAGAGAGUGAGAGCGCGAAAUGUUUUCGUGAAAUUCGUGAAAAUUAUAGUAUUCUUACAAAGUGAGCAAGUGUGAGUGCGAGAGAGACAGAGACCGACUGCUUAUUUAGUGUGUGCGUGAAUGCGACUUAGGCUUAGCUGAAAGUAACACAAAAAAAACUUCCCCUUCUCGAAACGAAAAUGCACAAAAAAAUUCACGAACAACAAGCUAAAUUUAAAAAUCUCUUCUAAACAAGCGAAAAAAGUUUAUACUCCUUUGUCCUUUUCUCCCGGAGCGACGCAGCCCCUCCUCUGAAAAGGGGCGCGGAGGGACCAUCAACACAGGAUACUAACACUGAGAGAGCACCCCACGCCCUCCGCCCCCAUGGCUCGUCGCUCAAUUUUAAGCAUUUAUCGUAAUUUAUUUUUUAUUCAUUAAUCCCUAACUUUUAGUAGCCGAUUCCGUCUUUGAAAGCAGAGAAAAAAUGAUAUACUUUUUCUCCGUUUUGUAAUUUAUUUUAGCAGUGACAUACCCCUCCCUACUUUCCAAAAACCUUUCAUUAAAACAUAGUUACAGAUUACAGAAUGCAAUAAGAUAAAAACGAACACUUGACAACAAAUAGCGUAAACAAAACCGUACUUGUAGAGUUUAAUUGCUUAGAACAGAUCAUAUAGGCUUCUCAUUUCAAUCUUUUUUUAAUUCCCCUAUUUAAAGCAAAUAACUGUUUAUUUAUAGAAACAAACAAUCAUAGCCUAACAUACAUAAACAAUCACACAAACACACGCAAACACUAACCAUUCAUCAUCAAGCAUUAGUUGUGACUUACUAGGAAAAAAAA